Messenger RNA from Peromyscus californicus insignis, 1444 nucleotides. Its product is annotated as P2Y purinoceptor 6-like. Bases 32 to 655 code for a protein of 207 amino acids. Gene Ontology annotation, cellular component: membrane. Gene Ontology annotation, biological process: positive regulation of Rho protein signal transduction; phospholipase C-activating G protein-coupled receptor signaling pathway. The transcript has a single exon. Lineage: Eukaryota; Metazoa; Chordata; Mammalia; Rodentia; Cricetidae. The record is from RefSeq and is a predicted model, not a curated record. Gene Ontology annotation, molecular function: G protein-coupled receptor activity.
CCAACUUCACAUUUUAAAACAUCGAGACCAUAUGAAAGACCUCCGAAGGUACCUGGUGUUCAAAUACAUCCAAUAUCUAGUCCUACCUUCUCCAAACACCAUUAUCACUCUACUGGGAUUGCUUGCCAGUCUGUAUGUCAUGCUGAUAUUGACAUUUCCUUCUGUAUCCAGAAAAUCCACUGUGGUGUUUAUUAGUAACAUAGCUCAGGCAGACAUCUUAGUUGGCUGUAGCAUUUUUUCUGCCAUUACAGAAGGUGUGAUAAAGAAUGAAACAUUGGCAGCUUCUUUUCAAUUUGCCUUGAGGGAGAACUUCCAAAUUGCAAACGUCCAUGCCAGUUCCCUUUUACUCAGCUGUGUUAGCCUUGAGGCUUUUCUGAUUACUUUUCUUCCAGUAGAGACACGCCACAUAAGGAAUGUUAGAUGUGCCAGAGUAGCUUCUAAGAUCAUCUGGGCUGCUGUAAUUACUGAGUGUUUCCUUUAUCAGCUUGAGUGCAUCAAAGGCCUCAAUAUCUCUUAUAUUGGCAUUCAUAGGCAAGUUCGGCUAUUGAUGAAUUUCUGUUAUGACACCACAGCAUUGCUGAAAUUGCUUAUUUACCCAAUUGGAGUUCUUUUAAGAAUCUUCAACAUAUUUAUUUUCUAUAAAAUGUAUUUCUGAGACUGUUAUAGUUAGUUAGAAAUAUGAGAUACAGUGCCCAGUUGUUUUGUCAAACACUCAUAUUUAAUGGUGCUGUGAAGACAUUUUAUAGAUACAAUUAACUUUUAAUUUGCUACCAUUAAGAAAAAGACUAACAUCAAUAGUGAAAAUGGACCACAUCUAAUCAGCUGAAGGCCUUGAGAGCAAAACACAGGUUUUCCAGUGAAAGGAAUAUUGCCUGAAGACUGGUAACUUGAGGUUCGAAGCUGUUGUCUGUACUGCAUAUUCAGCCUCAAGACCACAGCAUGUGUUCCUGAUGUUCCAGCUUUGUGGUCCACUGUCACAGAGUUUGAACUUUCUAGCUCUGAAAAAUCAUGUAAGACAGUUAACUUAAAAGAAAGAGAAAAUACAACCUCCUUGGUCUGGAUAAUGUCACUUAUAUGUGCGUUUUCAGGGCUGACUACUUGGUGUUGGGUAAGGAAUGGGUGUGCUCUUCCCUGGGAAGACAAUUUCUUCUGCUCUCAGCAUCUCUUAGUUGCCUGUAGCUCUAUGUCUAGGGCUGAGGCCUUGUGAGCUUUCCAUCUCCAUAUUAGCGUGUCUGUCGGUGUUGUCCUUGUUCAGGUCAUGUUAAGGCAGCCAUGUUGGUAAGACUUCAUGGGUGUAGCUUCUGACAUUACUAAGAGAGACAGUCUCAUAGCAAACUCCCUUAUCUCCUGGCUCUUAGAAUCUUUUCACCCUCUCUUCUACAAUUGCAAUUGAUGAAAAAAGAGGCCAUGAAUUGAAAGAGAGCAAGGAGGGGUUUAUGGGAGG